Photinus pyralis (common eastern firefly) is the source of this 459-nucleotide messenger RNA. It is a transcript of the gene RpL36A, whose product is annotated as 60S ribosomal protein L44. Gene Ontology annotation, molecular function: structural constituent of ribosome. Lineage: Eukaryota; Metazoa; Arthropoda; Insecta; Coleoptera; Lampyridae. Gene Ontology annotation, biological process: translation. The coding region runs from base 99 to 413 and encodes 104 amino acids. The record is from RefSeq and is a predicted model, not a curated record. Gene Ontology annotation, cellular component: cytosolic large ribosomal subunit; ribosome. The transcript is spliced from 3 exons.
UCAUUCUAUUCUAUUGGUACUUGGUACCAACCUAACAGCGCCUGCGUUUUGUCAAAAAAUUUCUUUCCAGCAAGAACAGUUUCCGCUCAAAAAGGAAAAUGGUGAACGUACCGAAGCAACGUCGUACCUUUUGCAAAAAAUGCAAAGUACACAAGCUGCAUAAGGUGACACAAUACAAAAAGUCGAAGGAACGUAGUGCUGCACAAGGAAGAAGGCGUUACGACAGAAAACAGCGAGGUUUUGGUGGUCAAACCAAACCGAUCUUCAGAAAGAAGGCUAAAACUACGAAAAAGAUUGUGUUACGUAUGGAAUGUUCCGAAUGCAAAUAUCGUAAACAACUUCCCCUUAAACGUUGCAAGCACUUUGAACUUGGUGGUGACAAGAAACGUAAAGGACAAAUGAUUCAGUUUUAAGUUUUUUUGUAUAGCUGUACUGAAUAUAUAAUAUAAACAAUUCUUG